AUGAACCCUGGUGUUCGGGACAAUGGAGAGGUGGUAAGUGAAAGCAAAGGAGAGUAUGAUGAGAUGCCAACGUUGGUAGAUAUUGGUGGUGAAGAUGAGACGAAAUUUGCCGUUGGGGAGCUGCUGGUCUCGAGGCAAGCACUUAACACUCAAAUUAAGACGGGUGAUUUGGAGCAGCAGCGGGAGAACAUAUUUUACACUCGAUGCCAUAUCUACGAUCAGUGGUUGAAUGAGAGUGGGAAAGCUAGGGUCAAUAAAUGGGUGUUAAUUAAUUUCUCGGUUGGGAGGGAGAACUUGGCACACAUGAUGGGUAUAGGAACAAGCAUAGCUUUGUCAAGGAUGGGAGAUAAAGUAAAACUGAAAAAUGAGGAAGAAAGGCAAGCGAGAGAAUUUACAAAAAGGAGAGAAGAUAGUGAGCCUAUGAGUAAGAGAGAAAAUAAUGAGAUGGCCGAGAGAGGGGAAAGGAGAGAGAGGCCACAUGAGAGGAGAGAAAAAGAGUCAGUGGAUCGGAGAGAAAAACCAAAAGUGAACUUCUUUGCGAGGGGAAGUGAAUUGAAAAAGGCUUUGAGUGAUAAAAGACAAGUAUUUCAAAGACGUGUUUUUGGAGGAGGUGCCAAGUUGAUUGCCACAGUUCGAGGGAUCGAGCACCAAAUCGACUUCAUACCCGGAGCUGUUAUUCCAAACCAACCAGCUUACCGAAGCAAUCCCAAGGAGAGGAAUGAGCUUCAGAGACAAGUGGAGGAGUUGAUGAGCAAAGGUUAUGUGAGGGAGAGCAUGAGCCUUUGUGUUGUGCCUAUUCUAUUGGUGUCGAAGAAGGAUGGGACUUAG
Messenger RNA from Olea europaea var. sylvestris, 828 nucleotides. RefSeq lists its product as uncharacterized. The transcript is spliced from 5 exons. The record is from RefSeq and is a predicted model, not a curated record. Lineage: Eukaryota; Viridiplantae; Streptophyta; Magnoliopsida; Lamiales; Oleaceae. Bases 1 to 828 code for a protein of 275 amino acids.